UAGCUUGGCAAUACAUCCAGCAAGAAUGGCCAGUGAGACAUCUAAUGGAGCUAACCUAACCCAGACAGCCCAGGGGUUUCCCAGUGCUGUUGUUCAGUCACCUGGGGCAAUACAGUAUGGUCAGCAACUUGGAAUUUCCAACUGUGCUCCUCAACAGGUGCCACAAAAGGGUGCUUUGGAGAAAUUUGUGAACGCACAGGCCAGAGUGCUUGGGGCUGUCCAGAUCAUGGUUGGGUUGAUCCACAUUGGCUUUGGGGCUGUCUCACUUUGUCUUCUUCCUUCUGGGUACGUUACCUUGUCUGCAAUGGGAGGCAACCCCUUUUGGGGAGGGAUAUGUUUCAUUGCUUCUGGAUCACUAUGUGUAGCAGCUGAGAAGCGUCGAAACCAUAAUUUGGUGAAAUGCAGUCUAGGAAUGAACAUCACAAGUGCGAUAAUGGCAUUAGUUGGUAUCCUGCUGUAUAUAUUAGAACUGGCCAUGAAUACUACUUCUCUAUAUAACAGUCCAUAUAAGACCAACUUUGCAAGGCUCAGGAAAUCACAACUAUCUUUCCACAUGUCUCCAUCUCUACAGAGCGUCGGUAUUGGCCUUUCCAGUGUGCUGUUCUUGUUCUACUUGCUGGAGUUUUGUAUCACUGUUUCCUUUGCACAUUUUGGGUGCCAGGCAACUUGCUGUGCUGAUGACCAGACGACCAUGGUUUUUGUGCCUUACCAAGUCAUCGGAGAUGCAGCUACCGUUGCUACUGAACCCAGUCCGUCGUCUUCUCCACCAACCUAUGACAAUGUGGUUACCAAGUCACAGUAAAAACAAAAAAACACCAGAAGGAAUUGUGAGAAGCGUUGCACCAGAGGUCUCGGACCUCGUUUUGUUUUGUUUUCCAGCUUGUUUCUCUUUCAGUCACAGCCUUUCAGCACCAAGUUAAACGGUGACCAGUUUUUAAAGAGCUUCUUUUUACCUGCUAGUUAUACUGCUUCUCCAGAAGCAGGAAUUUGUGCUGCAGGUCAGCAGCAUCUUUGUGAGGGGGUACACUCUCUGCAGUGGAUGGUGUGAGCAGUUUAUUAGUCCUUUGUUUGUAUUCUGGAUGGCAUUUGCUUUUUAUGACAACUGUUCUACGAUGCUACAGAAAAGAAAAAGCAGCUAGCAAAACUAAAACACGAAUUAUUGGUCAAACAGGUCUCAUUGGCGCAAUAGUAGCGGUUGCAUAAUCCCUCUCAUGCCAAAACAGAUCAGUAGAAGUUUGCAUUUAACUAGAGUCAACUCUAUAGACCUUGUGAUACUGUUAUUUCCUGUAUAUGUACAAUAAAUCUGAAUUAGCAGUGCU
Molecule: messenger RNA, 1319 nt
Organism: Candoia aspera
Lineage: Eukaryota; Metazoa; Chordata; Lepidosauria; Squamata; Candoiidae
Product: membrane-spanning 4-domains subfamily A member 15-like
Exons: 6
Coding region: 26-802 (258 amino acids)
Cellular component (GO): membrane
Source: RefSeq, a predicted model, not a curated record